Messenger RNA from Diachasmimorpha longicaudata, 1704 nucleotides. RefSeq names its product malate synthase-like. Lineage: Eukaryota; Metazoa; Arthropoda; Insecta; Hymenoptera; Braconidae. The record is from RefSeq and is a predicted model, not a curated record. The transcript has 2 exons. Gene Ontology annotation, cellular component: cytoplasm. The coding region runs from base 1 to 1704 and encodes 567 amino acids. Gene Ontology annotation, biological process: glyoxylate cycle. Gene Ontology annotation, molecular function: malate synthase activity.
AUGGAUCACCCUCAAUCGAGAAUGGAUGAUUAUCUCCUCUCUGCGCUCUCCACUCUUGAAAGAAAACAAUCAACACUAGAAACUUGUGUUGACGUGUAUUAUAAAAGAGAUCGGCAUGUGUUUUUGAAUAGUGCGCCUAAAGGUUUGAAAAGAGAAUUCGAUGAAUUGUUCACGCCAGGAGCCAUUGAAUUUAUGGUGAACUUAAUGAUCGACUUCGAAGAAAGAAUUGAGAGAUUGUAUAGCGAAAGAUUACGGAGAAAGAGUGAGCUGAAAAACACACUCAGGGUGCUGAAGUUCCAGGCGGUGGAGGGGAAAGCGGAUUGGAAAGUCUCACCUGUUGGUAAUCGUUUGAAAAACAGGCAUAUAGAUCUGGGUGACGUGAGUCCCAGCAACAUAAUUCACUUGACCUCAGCCCUGCAAGCUGACGUCCAGGGAAUUCAAGUGGACUUUGACGAUGGACACUGUCCGACUUGGUUCAAUCAAAUUUUCGGUCUUCACAAUGUCGUGAAAGCCGUUGAAAAUCGUCUCCCCAAUGUACCCCCAAUCAGCCAAUCACCAAUUCUAGUUCUACGACCCCGAGCGUGGAACAUGAUCGAGGCGAACAUGAGUAUUAACGGGAGACAAGUACCAGGUCCAAUUUUCGAUUUUUCUCUUCUCAUCUACCACACAGGGAGAAUCCUUCAGACUACAGGCUCAGGUCCGGCCUUUUACCUAUCAAAAAUAGAAAGCUCCGAGGAGGCCGGCUUGUGGAAUGAAAUUUUCUCAUGGAGUGAAUUAAAAUUGAGACUUCCUCAUGCCUCUAUAAAGGCGUGUGUUUUAAUUGAAAAUAUUCUGGCUAGUUUCGAGAUGGAGAGAAUUCUUUACGAACUUCGGGAGCACUCAUUGGGGCUCAACUGCGGCAUCUGGGACUACGCAGCUUCGAUUAUUUCAAAAUUCGGAGAUGAUGAGUCGUUUCUACUUCCUGACAGAAAUAAAUACGUUGACAUGAGCAAAAGAUUCUUGAAGAAGUAUAUGGAUUUAGUUGUGAAAAUUUGUCAUCGGAGGGGGGCACAUGCUACUGGUGGAAUGGCAGCGAAAUUAUUGCCACAUCCUGAUGAUGACGAUUUUAGAAAUGUUGUUCGAGGAAUUUGCCAAGAUAAGUUAGAGGAGAUACACAACGGAGUCGAUGGAUUCAUGGUUUACGAUGUCAACUUAGUACAUUAUAUGAAGGAGUUGUGGAGAGAUCAUGGAGGACCCUUUCCAAAUCAGAUUUCAUUCUUGGGAAGCCCUGGGGCUAUCACCGAGGAUGACUUGCUGAGUUUACCGAGGGGUGGAGUGACUAUUAAAGGAUUGGAUCAUAAUCUUCGGGUUUCUAUAUUUUUUAUUUACAAUUGGUUGUGUGGGAGAGGGCAUUUCAUUCUGGGUGGUUCAGUUGAAGAUUCGGCUACAGCAGAAAUCUCUAGAUCUCAGAUUUGGCAGUGGAUUAGACAUCGAGCCCUACUGGAGGAGGGGGGUUUUGUCACGGUCCUGCUGGUGAAGAAUCGGGCAGACCAAAUUUUAAAAGACAUUUUGACUAAUUAUAAAGACGUCCCUGCAGAGGUGGAGAAAUUUCUUAUUGCUCAUGAUGUUCUUUUAGAUUUAGUUAAUAGAAAGGAGUUUCCGGAAUUUGUUACUUCGUUCAUUUAUGAUCAGUGGAUAUUUAAGAAGACUCAGAUGCGCUUAUGA